CGUGAUGUUGGUAGGGGAGUGAGUGAGUUGUGAGCAUGGAUGCAGGAUCAGGAGGAGGGUAUGGAUAUGGGUGGGCAGUAUGUGCUGGAUUCAACGCCGCCCUUGCCGCUAUUUCCACUAAGCUCCCCCUUCCUCAUCAGUUUCUUAGGUACGCCUUUGUGGCCCUCUUCAAUGUCACCAUGUGGGGAUGCUAUGUCAACAGCCUCAAAUCCCUCUCUUCGCUUCAAGCAACCGUCACCAAUUUCGCCACUAAUUUCAUCUCUUCCGGUUUGGCUGGUUUCUUCUUCUUCCACGAAUCACUCUCUCCUCAGUGGUUUGCAGGUGCCUUACUCAUCAUAAUUGGUGUAGUGAUUCUUAGCAAGUCAAGUGUUGAGGAGAAGCUCAGAACUGAUUAGAUGGUUUGGUUUAGCAUAAUGCCUUGCAAUACACUUUCUUGUUGCUUUUUGCCUUUGCCGAAUGGAUCUCUCUGUUUGCACCCAUCUUGUGUAUCUUUUGAUUCCCCAUCUUACUAAGAUUUCAAGCUUCAUUCAAAGUUCAUCUGGUGACAAGUUUUUACAGAGUGAUAUAGCAAUUAGCAGGUAAAAAACAAUGCUCUUAAUUGUCCUUAAUGUUCAUGUUUUACUUAUAUAAGAAAAAACGUUAAUAUUACACAAACAAUCUUAUCUAUCUAGCUGUAAUUUCACUUAUCCUGAUGCUAUUCUGACCAUCCAUUCCAGUCCCUACUGUUAUUUUUAAGAGACAAAAUAUCUAACUAAUAAGCCUAACACCAUAAUCAUUUUAAAAGUUUGCUCAAAAGAUCAAAAAAGAAGGAACCUGUUAGUGAUAUUGGCAUGACAGACCUCAUUCUAUUUUCAAAAGAUGGGAAAUCAUCAGAUAAAGCAACAGGUCAAACGGUACAUAUAGCAGCAACUUUUAUUCAGACUGCUUCAUUUCUUAAACAAAUUUCACACUAGUAUUUGUGUAGCUAUAACUGGGACCUUAAGCUGAACAAGUAUACAGGAAAAUCUAACAAAAUGCAGACCAGGAACUUGGCAACACAAACCUACCUGUUCUGAUAAUUUCUUCUGGCUUAUAUUAUCUAUUACUUUGCACUGAAAGGAACCCUUUUCUUCCUGAAAUAUAUCAUUAUAUCCAAACGAAUUUAGAAAAUUUGUUAUCAAAUUCUUCAAUACAUUGGAGUAUUCUGGUCCCGGGAUUUCUUAGAGAGCAAUUUUCCUUGCAGCUUGAAAAACGUGAAGUGCCGAUAUUCAUUCAUCAGCCACACAGUCUUCUGGAUAGACUCCAAGUAUCACCCUUUUGUUGAAUGGUGUGUCUCCACUCGCGAUUCCUUUGAUUUCUGAGUAUGCUUUAAUUUGACAAAAUCCUGAUCAUGCAUGUUCUUGAUACAAUGCACUUACCCUCACCAUGGCUCCAUGUUCUUUCAGACAUAAUCUUGAAAAUGCAUGUUGCCCGAUCAACAAAAAUCAAGAUUGUUGUUCCCGUUUUAUCUGAAUCAUGGAACAAUAUUUGAUCUUUUCCAAAAUCCCAUCUUUGAAGCUAACCGUAUAAAUGUUAAAUAAUAAAUAUCAAAUUAAUUACUAUCAUUACCGUUUUCCUCUUAACUUCUCAUAUUUGUUCGUUGAAUCUAGGAGCAUUUGUAACAUUUCAUCCUCUUCAAGAAUUGUGUUAAACACCAAUUUCUGAUAACAUUUCAUCCUCUUGAAUUUUUGGUUCAUCCCACAAUGGUUCCUUCACUUUCAAGGCUUCUGCUAAGUACAAUCCUGUGAACAAAUUGAAAGAGCAAUUCUUUAUUGUUUCCAAUGUCUCCAAAAGAUCACAUCAUUGUAUCGAGCAUAGAGGUAACGUUCAAGAUCAAGAAACCAAACCAGUAGAAGGUAAUAGGUUAAGGCGGCAUCAGUGUUCUUUCUUCCUCGUCACGGUGAACGAAGAACGAUUCUCCGUUUUGGUGUUCUCCCGAGCCCAAAAUUACAAAAUGUAGGAAGAGCAAGAAACUGAUUUUCUCUGAUUGAAUGCAGUAUCAUGGAAACUGCCGUGAAUAGCUAUUUAUAGGUUUCCCAAGGCGGCACCACCUGGCCGGUUGGCCGAUGUAUCUCUUUAUUGUUACUAGCGGCCCAACAGGCAUGAGUUUGUUUUUUUGUUGUUUCGAUUUUUUAUUGUU
Arachis stenosperma is the source of this 2158-nucleotide messenger RNA. RefSeq lists its product as uncharacterized. The coding region runs from base 36 to 395 and encodes 119 amino acids. Gene Ontology annotation, cellular component: membrane. NCBI's taxonomy places the organism in Eukaryota, Viridiplantae, Streptophyta, Magnoliopsida, Fabales, Fabaceae. The record is from RefSeq and is a predicted model, not a curated record. The transcript is spliced from 2 exons.